Messenger RNA from Prunus armeniaca (apricot), 315 nucleotides. The record is from the annotation of a GenBank genome assembly. Lineage: Eukaryota; Viridiplantae; Streptophyta; Magnoliopsida; Rosales; Rosaceae.
AUGCCUAGAAUUGAGGGUUUAUUAGGAGUCUUAACCAUUAAGCUGUCAGAAGAUAAUUUUGUCAAGUGGCAGUAUCAAUUGCAAUCUGUGCUACAGGGAUAUGAUUUGUAUGGGCAUUUUGAUGGCACUACUGUGUGUCCACCGAAAUUUACAAUCUCUGAGUCAGAGGGAGUCACAACAGAGAUUACUGAAGAUUAUAGGUCUUGGAUUCAAGUUGAUAAGGCACUUUUAAGUCUUCUUAUUGCCACAUUAUCCGAUGAUGCUAUGGAAUAUGUCAUAGGUUGUAAAACGGCAAGGGGCACCUAUUAUUCAUAG